Molecule: messenger RNA, 1223 nt
Organism: Odobenus rosmarus divergens (Pacific walrus)
Lineage: Eukaryota; Metazoa; Chordata; Mammalia; Carnivora; Odobenidae
Product: GTPase, IMAP family member 4
Exons: 1
Coding region: 1-969 (322 amino acids)
Molecular function (GO): GTP binding
Source: RefSeq, a predicted model, not a curated record
AUGCUGAUGCCUUGGCUUUUGUUUCCUGAUGUCCCAGGGCUUGGAAGCCAAGACCACAGAGAUUCACAGCUGAGACUUGUCUUAGUGGGUAAGACUGGAGCAGGAAAAAGUGCAACGGGCAACAGCAUCCUUGGAGAGAAAGUGUUUCUUUCCAGCCUUGCAGCAAAAUCGGUCACCAAGGUCUGUCAGAAAGGGGGCAGCCGGUGGCAAGGGAGAGAACUUGUCGUCGUGGAUACGCCUGGCAUUUUCGACACCGAGGUACGGGAUGCUGACACUGUCAAGGAGAUCGCUCACUGCAUCCUCCUGACCUCCCCGGGGCCUCAUGUUCUGCUCCUGGUGGUCUCACUGGGCCGGUACACGCCGGAAGAGUACAGGGCCACGAAGAAGGUUCUGGAAAUGUUUGGAACCCGAGCUAGGAGAUACAUGAUUCUCUUAUUCACCCGGAAAGAUGAGUUGGAGGGCAUGAGUUUCCAUAAAUUCUUAGAGGACGCUCCAGACGGCAUCCGAGAGCUGGUGGAUGAGUUUGGGGAUCGCUACUGCCUGUUCAACAAUCGGGCGACAGGAGCUGAGCAGGAGGCCCAGAGAACGCAGCUGCUGGCCCUGGUCCAGCGCGUCGUGGUGGAGAACAAAGGAAAAUGCUUCACCAAUAAGAUGUACCAAAAGGCCGAAGAGGAGAUUCAGAAACAAGUCCAAGUGACACAAGAAUUUUACAGAGCAGAGCUAGAGAGACGGAUAGCGCAGAUCAGAGAGGAGUUCGAAGAGAAAAUCAGAAAGCUGGAGGACAAACUGGAGCAGCAGAAACAAAAGGAAGAAAUGGAGCGAGAAUUAGCAGAGAAGGAGGCUCUCUAUGCUCUAAAGCAGCAAAAUGCCAGAGAUGAAGUUGAGAGUCAAGGUGGGAUACUUGACUUAAUCAUGCACGCAUUGCAGAUUGCUCAAUUUGUUUUCUCGCUUCUGUUUAAGGAAGAUUGAACGGAAUGCAAAGGUUUAUUUCCUGCAUGUUUCCUGGUGAUCCUACCCCCACACUCACUCACCAAAGUCAGAGUGCUCUCAGCUGCGUCUCCCAGGCUCUCCCAACUAAGCGAUGUAAUCAAGUUCACUGUUAGCGAUUGGCAGAGGUUUGGUUGACUUAACAGGGGAGGGCCAACUUGUCAAUUUGUGGAACUCCAAAGCAGAAAGUAUGGAUGCUCUCUACCUUGUGAAUUCCUCAAAGAAGAUGACCCCAA